CAGGCAGGCAGGCAGAGCAGCAGGAGUCAAAGGCGAGGGCGCGCGCGCUCGCCGCGGCAUCGUCGUCCCGCGCGCCACGUGCUUCCCGCUCUAGCCUCGAUGCGAAAAACGAGUUUUUUUUUCUUCUUCGUCUUCUGGUUCCCCCCCAAUCUGCGGUUCCUCUCUUUCUUGUUCUUCUAUUCCUCUCUCUCUCUCUCUCUCUCUCUCUCUCUCUAUAUCUAUCUCCGUUGCUUCGCGUCUGGGGCCUCGGGCGGCGCGCGCGGGGAGGGGCGUGGUGCAAUUAACGGGCGCGCAGCUCCACCUUGCCGCGAUCCGUCGCAAUUCUUUGAUUCCCUUCGCGGAAUUUUUCUUUCUUUUUUUUCCCCAUUCCAUGUGCGUGGAUCUCGGGGCGCGGGGCUAGGGUUUAGUAUGGCUUUGGUCAAUCCAUGGCGUGCGGUGCCGAGGUCGCCCUGUCGCUUCUUCUUUAAUGCGCGUUGAUCCCCAUGGACGGCGAGUGCCGGGACGCGUAUGGAUUCGCGGUGCGGCCGCAGCAUCUGCAGCGUUUCCGCGAGUAUGCCAAGAUUUACAAGGAAGAAGAAGAGGAGAGAGCGGACAGAUGGAAGGACUUCUUGGACAGGUUGGCUGAAUCUGCAGAUGACAUCACAACCAGCAUUUCACCUUCCAAAGAGGACUCUGCUGCUGGAGAUGUCAAUGGUGGAGAACACCUUGAUGGAGCUGAAAACUUAGAGAAUAGCAAUAGGGGUGGAAUAAAAUGCAACAAUGAAGAAGAGGAGGGAGAAGAGGAUGCAGAAAAGAGCGAUACACCAGAAAAUUCGAAGGAAAUUGAUGGCAACAAUCAAUCGCAAGAAGCAAAUGGUGAGGCGGACGAUAUCAAUGAUGUAUCUGCCAACUCAGAAAAUCUGAAACAGGAGAGCAUUGCAAACUCCGUAGAAUCGGACAAAGCUCCAGAAGAAUUGAAGGAGGUGAGUGGGUGUUCAGAGGAACUAUUAAAUGAUGAGAAUGGUGAUUCUGAAGGAUUAAAAGAUUCUCAUGGUGCCUUGGAAGGAUUAGGUGAAGCGAACAACGACAACUCGGAAAAGUUAGAAGAGCUUUUCUUGGAUAAGGGGUUGUUGGAUGAACUGAAGCCUAUAAGAGUUGAGUCUGGGAAGCGGGUGCGGGCAUCAAUCAGAAUCAUUGAGAAAAUGAUGAGCUCUCGAGUGGGCAAGAUAAGGAACACUGCAAAUGACAUGUGUGGAAAUGGUGAAGCACAGCUUGCAUCAAUUGAAGAGGAGGAAAGGGCAGCAGAUAAGAGUUGUAGAGGGGAUCCAGCAGAGGAAUCUUCUAAUCCAGAUAAGGUGGAGCAGGCACAGGACAGGGAACAAGGUGAUUCUGCGAGUGCUGCUUUGGAGGGAGGCAAUGGCGAGUCUUAUUUCCCUUGGAGGGAGGAACUCGAGAGCUUGGUCCGUGGAGGUGUGCCAAUGGCUCUUAGAGGAGAGAUGUGGCAAGCAUUUGUGGGUGUUGGUGCUCGUAAAAUUACUGGGUACUACAACAAAUUACUAGAUGAAGGUACUGAGGAAUUGGAUGAAAAGAACCCUGAGGACCAAGAGUUGAAAGAUCAGACAAAUGCACAGAAAAAGCCCCCAGAGAAGUGGAAGGGACAGAUAGAGAAGGAUUUGCCUCGAACAUUUCCGGGACACCCUGCACUAGAUGAGGACGGGAGAAAUGCUUUGCGACGGUUAUUAACAGCAUAUGCAAGGCAUAACCCAUCAGUUGGAUACUGCCAGGCCAUGAACUUUUUUGCUGGCCUAUUUUUAUUAUUCAUGCCUGAAGAGCAUGCAUUCUGGGCUCUGGUGGGGGUCAUUGAUGAGUAUUUUGAUGGUUAUUACACUGAGGAAAUGAUUGAAUCUCAGGUUGACCAGCUUGUUCUUGAGGAAGUUGUACGAGAAAGAUUCCCAAAACUUGCAAAGCAUAUGGAUUUCCUGGGAGUUCAGGUGGCAUGGGUGACUGGACCAUGGUUUCUUUCAAUUUUCAUCAAUAUGCUUCCAUGGGAAAGUGUUCUUCGUGUUUGGGAUGUGAUCCUUUUUGAAGGAAAUCGAACGAUGUUGUUCCGGACAACGCUUGCUUUGCUCGACUUAUAUGGGCCUGCCCUGGUGACCACAAAGGAUGCUGGAGAUGCAAUUACAUUAUUGCAAUCUCUUGCUGGCUCUACUUUUGACAGCAGUCAACUUGUGUUGACAGCUUGUAUGGGUUUUCAAGCAGUCAGGGAAAUAGGGCUGCAGGAGUUAAGGAAAAAACACAGGCCUGAUAUUAUAUCUGCUAUGGAGGAAAGAUCAAAAGACCGCCAUUCUUGGAAAGAUAAGAAGGGUUUAGCAACUAAACUUUACAGCUUUAAACAUGAUCCUCUAUGCCCACAAGUUAAUUCCAAGGAAGGGGAAGAUGAUUUGCAAGUGAAUGGGGAAAUGCAAUUUUUAGAUUCUGGGUCAGCAAAUCUAGAAACCUACCUUACUAGUUCAGCUCUAGAUAAUGAGUUGGAAGAGGGCAUUGAUCUUCAAGAUCAGGUAACAUGGUUGAAAGUUGAGCUGUGCAAACUGCUCGAGGAGAAAAGAUCAGCUGAACUCAGAAGCGAGGAGUUGGAAACUGCUUUGAUGGAAAUGGUCAAGCAGGACAACAGACAUAUGUUGAGUGCUAAGGUUGAGAAAUUGGAGGCAGAGGUAUCUGAGUUGCGAAAGUCCUUUGCAGACAAGCAAGAGCAAGAGCAGGCAAUGCUUCAGGUUUUGAUAAGAAUGGAGCAGGAACAGAAAGUGGCAGAAGAUGCCCGCAUAGCUGCUGAGAGAGAUGCUGCUGAUAAGAAAUAUGCUGCUCAGUUGCUCCAGGAGAAGUAUGACGCAGCGAUGGCAGCACUUCGACAAAUGGAGAAGAGAGCUGUAAUGGCCGAAACUAUGUUGGAAGCUACAAAGCAGUACCAGGCAGGGCAGUUUAAGGCCAACCAGUCCUUCAAUCCAAGUUCACCUCGUGCUGCCCCUCAGUCUGGGAAGCCAAAUCAAGAUCCUAACCAGGAUGCACCUAACAGGAGAUUGGGCUUGCUUUCUAGGGGCCUUGGUUGGCUAGAGAAAAGCAAGGGAAAGUCUAGUUCCACUGAAACACCUGAAGGCUAAACUCCUGUCGAAUCAGGACAUGAUUGUUGCUAAGGAUUGGAUUACCUGAUCACCAGAAAAAUGCGUUCAUGCAAGCAUCAAUGUUUUGCCCGCAGGAAGAUUCAACAUGAAUUUCCCAUGAAGUUUUGCUGAAAUUGUCAUAUGUAUCAUAUCGAGCCCAGUUGUCAGAUGCAGCUUCCUUGUUAGGUUCGAAUUGUUGUAAUGCAUCCGUGUAAAUUUUCUUUUUCAAUUAGUUUUAUUAAGAUUGUCGAUAGUUAGUUCCGGAUAGGAGAAAGAAAAGGCACACUACUUCCCAUACACAUUAGAUUAGUUUGCGACGAUGUCGUGGUAUUAUACCGGUGAAGAGCUGUUUUUAUACCUCUUCGGGAAGAGUUGUGCAGGAGUAGUGCAAAGAAAUGAUGUUUUUUUAUUCAUGUGACUUGCUUUCACACGAGUGCCUUAAGCAUAUUAAUUUCAUAUGUUGUGUAAA
Molecule: messenger RNA, 3603 nt
Organism: Oryza sativa Japonica Group (Japanese rice)
Lineage: Eukaryota; Viridiplantae; Streptophyta; Magnoliopsida; Poales; Poaceae
Source: RefSeq, a predicted model, not a curated record